Molecule: messenger RNA, 5785 nt
Organism: Amyelois transitella
Lineage: Eukaryota; Metazoa; Arthropoda; Insecta; Lepidoptera; Pyralidae
Gene: CaMKII
Product: calcium/calmodulin-dependent protein kinase type II alpha chain
Exons: 2
Coding region: 335-1867 (510 amino acids)
Biological process (GO): protein phosphorylation
Cellular component (GO): cytoplasm; neuron projection
Molecular function (GO): ATP binding; calmodulin binding; calcium/calmodulin-dependent protein kinase activity
Source: RefSeq, a predicted model, not a curated record
GGAUUUUGGUGAAUGUGUCGAGACAAUGGUGUAUCGAUUAUUUUGCGCUAACGAAAUGUCAUCCCGGUACCGUAGUGUUAAUAUUAGAAGUCUAUGUUUGUGAUCACGAUUACUAUUGUCUAGGCAUCUCUGGCGUUUUAUAUUGAGCUUGAACAACUUCAAUUUAGUGUGGGUGACUAAAAUAGUGUCAAGAUUCUCUUUCGGAUAAAUUUCAGGCGCUUCUUGACAAUAUCUAUUUUUUAACUGAUCAUAGUAACAUCGUCUAUCAAAUCGUGCUCAAUUUGACGAAGUAAGUUGCCUUUUUGGAUCUGAUAAGAUUUUCAUUGUCCUAAAAAUGGCUAACCCAAAUCGCGAAAGUGUAAGCACACGUUUUUCUGAUAAUUAUGAUUUGAAAGAAGAAUUAGGAAAAGGAGCGUUUUCUAUAGUGAGGCGAGCUGUUCAAAAAUCGACUGGAUACGAGUUCGCUGCCAAAAUAAUAAAUACUAAAAAACUCUCGGCCAGAGAUUUUCAAAAAUUGGAAAGAGAGGCUCGGAUUUGUCGAAAGUUACAACAUCCUAAUAUUGUAAGACUGCAUGAUUCCAUUCAAGAGGAACAUUUUCAUUAUCUUGUUUUUGAUUUGGUGACUGGCGGGGAAUUAUUCGAAGAUAUUGUAGCACGAGAGUUUUACUCUGAAGCUGACGCGUCGCAUUGUAUACAACAAAUUUUAGAAUCCGUACAUCACUGCCAUCACAAUGGAGUAGUGCAUAGAGAUUUAAAGCCUGAAAAUCUUUUACUGGCAAGUAAAGCUAAAGGAGCUGCAGUAAAACUCGCAGAUUUCGGUUUAGCCAUUGAAGUUCAAGGUGAUCAGCAAGCAUGGUUUGGAUUUGCUGGUACCCCGGGAUAUUUAUCACCUGAAGUUCUUAAAAAGGAACCCUAUGGAAAGCCAGUAGAUAUCUGGGCAUGCGGAGUAAUAUUAUACAUUUUACUUGUCGGUUAUCCUCCGUUUUGGGAUGAAGAUCAACACAGACUGUACGGACAAAUAAAAGCUGGUGCCUAUGAUUAUCCGUCACCUGAAUGGGAUACUGUCACGCCUGAGGCAAAAAGUUUGAUAAACCAAAUGCUAACUGUUAAUCCAAGCAAGAGAAUAACUGCAUCUGAAGCAUUGAAACAUCCAUGGAUUUGCCACCGCGAGCGUGUUGCUUCUGUAAUGCAUAGGCAAGAAACUGUGGAUUGCUUAAAGAAAUUCAAUGCACGUCGUAAACUUAAAGGUGCAAUUUUGACUACAAUGCUUGCCACUCGUAACUUUUCGGGAAAAUCUAUGGUAAAUAAGAAAGGAGAUGGAUCGCAAGUAAAAGAAUCAACUGAUAGCAGUACUACUCUGGAAGAUGACGAUUUGGAUAAAGAUAAAAAAGGUGUGGAUAGAGCUUGCACUGUUAUUUCGAAAGAACAUGAUGAUGAAGGACUUUCUAAAGCAGACUCAUUUCAUAAAGCUCGUGGAGACAGCAACGCUUCCUUGCGUCGCGCAGAGGUAAUCAAAAUCACGGAAGUUCUAAUUGAUGCUAUUAACAAUGGGGAUUACGAAACAUAUUCCAAACUAUGUGACCCGAAUGUUACUGCAUUUGAUCCCGAUGCUCUAGGCAAUCUCGUAGAGGGAGUAGAAUUCCACAAAUUCUUCAUUGAUAAUACUCCUUCCCAUGUUAAAACUAACACAACCAUCUUAAAUCCUAGAGUACAUCUUCUUGGAGAUGAUGUUGCUGUUAUAGCGUAUAUCUGCGUAACACAAAGUGUAGAUGCUGAAGGUAGACGAGCCACCCAUCAGUCACAAGAGACACGUAUAUGGCAUAAACGCCAUAACAAGUGGACAGCAAUACAUUUCCAUCGCUCCUAACUAGUCCCGUCAUUAAAUGAGUCCCUAGCACCAAAGGAUAAUGGUCUCAUAAACAAACUUACGUGCAAUGGUGAUGCCACUGCCGCAAUCGUAACUCUUCAAUACAUUGAAUAAAUUGAGACGAUUAAUCCUAUGGUAGUGGCAAUGAUAAAAAUCAUAAUAUCCAAUUCUGCUAUAAAAUCUACACGAAUUUUAUUAGGAAACUUCUUUGUAAUCCCAAGGAAUUAAGUUACUUACUAUUAGGUAAAUGUUAUUAUGUACACCAGUACGAGUAUAAGCGAUUUACUUCUAUCCGCAGUAAAUAUCUUGAAUAAACCGUGACCUUUAACCAAAAAAUGUACUGUGGCUAAAAUGUGAUACCGUUUUAAUAUCCAAGCUUUGUGCUAGUUAUAUUAGUAGGAUGAAGAAAUAUCUAACCUCGGCCACGAUCGAAGAUGUCAACGAAUCACGAUGUUGUUUCAAUCAACAAAUCCAAAGAAAUCUCAAUAUUAUACAUUAUAACAUCAGAUCUGAUACUAUGAAUCUUAAAUCUAAAUAAAUAAAUAUAUAAAAUCCGCAAAUUUUCGAAGUUUAGAAUUAUUAGCACAUUUAUCAGUCUCUCUACAUUUUUAACUAUGAAUGUUUUGUCGUGCUUAAAAAUGGUGUUCUAUUUGUUAUCAAAUACCUAGAUAGUAAGAUUUAAGUAACUAAUGAACUAUGCAGUUAUUGGCACUAUGCAGAUGCGCUGAUAGAUAUCAGUGUGACUUUUUUUUUAGUUUGUUAAAGUGAAAUUUUAGCUACGUUUUAGGCUAUACCUAACUAAUUAUACUUAAUUUUUUUAUAACUAGUACAUCUUUUAUGCUAGUAUAACUAUUUAUUCCGAUUCACCUUACUUCAUAUAUUUGAAGCGGAUAUAUCAAUUUCGUCAAUUUUAGAUUUUAAUGGUGUUACUGUUUCACCGCUUUCAUUUAAUUUUUUAAGAUAUAAAUUGUAACGAAAGCUUUUUUUAUUAUAUAUUCUAUAUACUUAUCUCGAUAAACAAUGAAAUCUUUUAAGAAGUUCUUCUUCAUCUUAAGAACUUUUAAGAAGAUAUUCUUGGUAGCAUAAUUUUUAUUCAUAUUUUGAUUUAAUUGAAAUGUUGUUUUUGUACCUGAAUAUAACGAUUGUACGUUUUGAUCGAAAUAGUCAAAUAUUUUAGGUGUUUGCUGUGCAAGAGAAAAUUUACUUGGAAGUAUUAUAAUAUUCACAAAGAGGAGCUUGAAUUUUCAGUGAUAUUAAUGUGUAAUGGUGUUUUUGCACAGUUGCACUUAUAAAAUGUGAUUAAACAAUUGGAUCUUUUUAACUGUAAGUUUGCAUUAAAUUCAGUAUUUCUUAGAAAUAAAAACAUUAGGCGUAAAAACCAUUUAUUCAUGUUUUUACAUCUUUAUAAUGUAUUUUAGUAUAGUUAGCAAACUUACUUUACGUAACAACAAUAGAGUUUGAAUAGAAGUAAUAAAAAAAACAUCGCAUAAUAAGUGUCAUAAAUAUCUGAAUUGUAAUCAACUAUCUAGGUGAUAAUUUCACUGUAUCCAGAGUACAUAGUCGUGCCAUUAUCAUUAAAUUUAGUGCCAAUAACUGUUAUGAUAAAAAAAAACUAAAAAUGUAUUCUAGUCUUUAUUGUUACGCAUAUUUAGUAUUUAAUCGACGUUUUAAAUUAAUUUCGAACAUAUUAUACAAACAUAGUAACUUACAUUGUGUAAAUAGGUAUUGAUUUGCACAUUGCAUGUUCAAAAGUGUCGUCUUUGGAAUAGCUAUAUAAAUGUUUUAUUUUUAUUUAGAAUACAUAUUUAUGAGAGUUUGUUAACUAGUUCACUUUAAAAAUAUUUAUUAUUAUAUAUAUACUAUAUUCACUUUUUUAUGACAAGUUUACUUUUGUUUCUGGCUCUCCAAUACUAUGACUUAAAACAUAAUAUUAUCAAAUUUGUAUUUUCCAAUAGUUAAUAUUGAAUGUAUUUUUAUGAGUAUUAACACGUAGUUCAGUCCAGCCAUAGGAGUAAAGUAAUUAGUGUGCGGAGUUACCAAAAUUUAUACAGAUGAAGCUGAUGGGAGUGAAAUUUAGAUGUUCUCAAAAUUCUCUUUAAAAAGAUAAACAUAUGUAUAGGUAUGAACCUACCUCGUAACUUUGUAUUUCAAAAUAGUACUGAUCAUGAACUACCUACCUAUGUACAUCCCAACACACAUUGAUGAUUUUAAUGAGUUUAAUUCAUAAAUAGGCCACCCAAAGUUGCCUAUCUAACUGCACAUCAAAUAAACGAGAAUAUAAUUAAUUUAACUGUAACAAACAAUAAUAGCAAACUGUAUAAAUUUUGAAAAUACCCAAGUCAUGUACUUAUUUAUUUUUUGAGGUAAAAAUGCUUGUGUACGAUUGGAGCACACCGCAUUAGUUCCUAUAGUCCGCAGUAUGUGCCGCCACACAAUGUAGCUCUAGGAAUUGUCGAGAUCCUAUUUGUUCUCUGAUAAGCGACAUCCUCCAAGUUGAGAGCCUAACUGAAUGGGUGAAAUUAUUUAGUUUUUUAUAAUUUAUUUUCUUAAACAGUAUUUUAUUCCAGUAACCAUUUUUCUGAUUUUCAAAUUUAACUACCCUACAACAACAAAUGUUAAAUAACAAAUGUUACAUAAUCGUUAAAGAUCUGCUAUUUGAAUUUAAAAUAUAUUUCAAUAAAACUUCAAUGUUUAAGAUCUGAAGUUCGAAUUUAUUGAACAUUAGAUACAAAAUGCACAAAUAAUUUAUCUAUCAUGUAUACAAGCAGACAAAUACAUGACCCUCUUUUUCAUACAAACCAAUAAACAGUGGGUGGUCAGGUUCUCUGCCAUUGACUGUGCCUUCCAGUUUUAAAAACAUUUCAAUCAUGAAAUAUUUUAAUAAGAAACCACUGUGUAUUGUCUUCCUCUACAGUGUUCCAAAUAACAAACAAUAUAGAAAAAUUUUACCCGGUUCAAAAUAUUUGAAUUUUUAUUGGAAUCAUUACAUGGCUCUCCUGUUGUUAAUAGUGCACGUUUACCUGUUUACAUGCAUUUAUCUCACUGGCUUACAUUUAGGAGAGCUUUCUAAAAUUAUAUUCCAACUCUUUUCUAUUGGCUGCUUUUUUCAUAUCUUAAACAAUAACUACACUAUAUAGUUACAUUUGUUACUUUUAAUAAAUAAUUAUUGUACUUACAAUUUAUCAAACACUGAUACCAUUUGAGGACACAUGGAUGACUAUCAUUGGAAAAUAUAUUAAACAAGAUUUUUUUAAAAAUAAAGCAAAAAUUUACAUUAUGCUCAAAGAUUUAUGUGUAUCAAAUGGUUUCACUGGAAUUAACUAAUUGAAUAGAUUAUAUGGGUGCAGUGCAAUGUUGUAACAGUUUUCAAUAUUUAGAAUAUAGGUAAUAUUUAAUUAUUUCAUUGUUAUGUUAUUUGAAAUAUUGCAUGAAAUAAUUACUGGUAAAUUUGUAUUUAUAAAAUUUUGACCAUUCAGCUAGCAAUAUAAUUGGUUGAAAUAAUUAUGUACUUUUGCAUUAUAAAUAAUGAGUGUUCUGAAUGGUAAGGGGUAUUAUUUUUAAGCCUAUAUUAUCAGCAUUGUAUUAAAAUCAUUAUUAGGCUAUUUGUAUGAGGAAGAAUGUGUUUAUAGUCAAAAUUCAAUCAAUAUGCACCCUUGCUUGUGUAUGUGGAGUUACUUUGAAUUUUCUAGUUAGAUUACAAGUAUUUCCUUAUAUAUUCCAUGUGCACCAAAAAUUUCAUUUAGAAUUUGGUCUUUUUACAUUGAAGCUAAGUUUGAUGUAGAAUAUUUUCCAAAUGUGAAAGUGUAGAUGUUUUAAAGAGUUGUCAAUAAUAUAUUUGUAUUCGACAUAAUUUCUUGAACCUCUGCAUUGCCGAUUAUCAUGUAACAUUCUCUAAAAUAAAGUUCUUUUGAUCUAAAA